This is a messenger RNA of Perca fluviatilis (European perch), 2282 nucleotides long. It is a transcript of the gene nup54, whose product is annotated as nucleoporin 54. Bases 88 to 1815 code for a protein of 575 amino acids. Gene Ontology annotation, cellular component: nuclear pore central transport channel; nuclear pore. The record is from RefSeq and is a predicted model, not a curated record. The transcript is spliced from 14 exons. Lineage: Eukaryota; Metazoa; Chordata; Actinopteri; Perciformes; Percidae. Gene Ontology annotation, biological process: protein localization to nuclear inner membrane; nuclear pore organization; NLS-bearing protein import into nucleus. Gene Ontology annotation, molecular function: structural constituent of nuclear pore.
UUAACUAACUCCAGAAGAUGGCAGUAGUGCAACAUUGAGGAUGCAAGCUGCCGUAUAAACCCAAAGAAGAAGAAGAAGACAGUCAACAUGGCGUUCAGUUUUGGCGGCGCCACGAGUAAUCCAGCAGCAAGCACGUCCGGGUUUUCAUUCGGUUCAUUUGGUGCCAAAACCACAGCAGCAUCAACAGCAGCAUUUGGCUUUGGACCAGCAGCCACCACCACCACCGCCGCCUCAUCCGGAUUCGGCACUCUUACCGCCCCUGGUUUUGGGGCAGCCACCACCACUGCUGCUGCACCAGCCACAGGAUUUAGUUUUGGCUCCACCAACACUGGAUUUGGGGGGCUGGGAGCUGGAAACACCACGGCUGGCACGUUUGGUGGAUUUGGAACAAAUACAACAACUGCCACUGCACCAGGGUCCACCUUUAGCUUUGCUACUCCCUCUAACACCACAGGAAGCCUGUUUGGUAACACGCAGAACAAAGGCUUUGGGUUCUCCUCUGGGCUUGGCACUGGGACCACUGCUGGGACAUCAGGAUUUGGAACUGGAUUAGGAACAACUGGCCUGGGUGGGUUUGGAGGCUUUAAUAUCCAGCCAACUCAGCAGCAGCCAGGAAGCUUGUUUGGCCAGCAACAGGCUCAGCCCAGCCAGCUUUACCAGCAGGUCACUGCUCUGUCAGCUCCCACCUUGUUAGGAGAUGAGCGUGACUCCAUCUUAGCCAAAUGGAACCAAUUGCAGGCUUACUGGGGCACUGGGAAGGGCUACUACAGCAACAACAACCAACCGGUUGACUUCACCCAGGAGAACCCAUUCUGCAGGUUCAAGGCGGUGGGGUAUAGCUGCGUCCCAGUGAGUAAGGAUGAGGACGGUUUCGUGGUCUUGCUUCUCAAUAAAAAGGAAGCUGAUGUGCGAGCUCAGCAGCAGCAGCUGGUGGAGUGCCUCCACAAGGUCCUGGGAAGCAACCAGACACUCACUGUCAAUGUAGACUGCGUCAAAGCCUUGCCCAAUGACCAGACAGAGGUGAUCAUUUACGUGGUGGAACGUUCUCCCAAUGGCACCUCCAAACGGAUCCCCGCCACCACACUCUUCAGUUAUCUAGAGCAGGCCAACAUCAAGAUCCAGCUCACACAGAUUGGAGUGGCCAUGUCUGUCACGCGCACAGAGCUGUCUCCAGCACAGCUCAAACAGCUGCUGCAAAAUGCACCUGCAGGAGUGGACCCUAUCAUUUGGGAGCAGGCCAAGGUGGACAACCCUGACCCAGAGAAUCAUCGGAGAAAUGCUAAACAUGUUAACAAUAGUCCUUACUACUGUUUUUACUCACUUACAAACACAAAUAUGGACUUGCAGAUUAUUUCCAGUGAUAUCAGUGAACUGCAGAAGAACCAGGCAACCACUGUGGCCAAGAUUGCCCAGUACAAGAGGAAGCUGAUGGAUCUCUCUCACAGGGUGCUGCAGGUGCUGAUAAAACAGGAAAUUCAAAGGAAAAGUGGUUAUGCUAUCCAAGUGGAUGAGGAGCAUCUCAGGGUGCAGCUGGACACCAUUCAGUCUGAACUCAAUGCCCCCACACAGUUCAAGGGUCGGUUGAAUGAAUUAAUGUCCCAAAUCCGCAUGCAGAAUCACUUUGGAGCUGUGAGAUCAGAAGAACGCUACAGUGUUGAUGCAGACCUUCUCAGGGAAAUCAAACAACACUUGAAACAGCAGCAGGACGGUUUAAGUCAUUUGAUCAGCGUCAUCAAAGAUGACUUGGAAGACAUCAAACUCAUAGAGCAUGGGCUGAGUGACAGUGGACACAUGAGAGGAGGCAAGCUGAGCUGAGUCUACCCUACCAGCACACACAUACAUAAGCUCCGACUCUCAAUACCAAUCCUUUGAGUCAACCUGUCCUUUUUGUCAUGGUAUUGGAUUAUUCUAGAAGCAAACAUUUUCACCAUUUAGGUUUGAUCAUAGGAGGGCCUCUGCAUUUGGAGAAGGUAUUCUCUUGAUCACCAUUUUUAUCAGGACUUUGCCCCACUAUCUUUACCAGCCAAACAAUGACUGGUUAAUCUGUGCUUUCCAUACUGAUAUAGGGGGAGCUUAAUGGAAAGACUCAACAUCGUCUAAUAAUAGCUAGCUUUUGUUAUGGUAAAUCAGAUUAUGGAUAUGAGACAAUGAUUGUGACUGGCAUGUAAACAAGUCGUGGGAUUGAAAGUGUGUUGUGAUUGAAUACAUUGUAAAUACAUCUUUGUAUUUCUUUUUUAUGCAGAUGUUAAAAUGUUAAUAAAUUUCAUUUAAAAUGAAACCAG